AAGCGAAGCGCUCCAGAACAAAACCGAUUACUGACGGACCCCGUCCUUGCAAGAAUCACUGCAGAAAUGAUGUCUCCCGUUAUCCCUUCUCCGGCGGCUCCUAUGAGAACUCGACGUACACACUGAUUCUUCCACGUGGUUCGUCGUCUUCUUAGUGGGAACCCGGUGUCCCGACAGCGGCUGAAAUCAAACAUUUUCAAAAGUGUCAGUUUUCUGCCUAGCGGGGCCAUGAAAACUCGCAGUGUGCUGUAGCCCUGUUUACCCCCGUUUUCUCGUCCUCGCCGCUGUUAAGGCUCCCCGGGACAUAUCUUAGCAACUGGGAAACAAUUCCCCGCCAACCUCCGUACUUUUCUUCUCUUUGUACCUGCAUAUCCACCGGAUCACCUACCUCCAUCUCUUUCAGCGACGCACAACUCCUCUCUAGAUUGCAAAAUUGCAGCUGUUUUGUUUUUCCGCGGGCAACGAACCCGCCGCCUCGUGCGCGGUGGAGUUUCGCGGCAGCCGAUGUGGUCAACGGUGGAGUGCAUGCGUUUGCUUUCGUCUGGCGACAAUUUCUACUUUUCACCGUUGCGUGUGCCGUGCUCUUGGCGUACAAAGUGAUUUCGUUGCCGGGCGUCGUUGUCUUUUUCUUUGAGUGGCAGAUGUAUCGUUGAAGGAGUGUGGACCAGCGCCUUCCUGGUCAGCUUCCCGUUUCGCGGAUCGGGUGGUUCCGUUGAGAAUCGACAGAACAGACAAAGCCCCGCAGCCGCAGCGCGCAAGCUUCCUUUUUGACCCGCGACACACUCGUUCCUCUCCCGGUCCAACGUCUGCCAAACCCUGCCAGUCAUGCUGCGUUUUCAUUCGGCUCUUCACUUGACAUUCUUCCAUUCGACUGCGAUUCCCUUUGCGCUUUUCCGUUCACCCUGCACGUUGGGGGGCACACUGGCUCGUGCGCUGGAUCCCUGUGGCGCCUUUUCUCCUUUUUUGGCCUGUCUUCUUUCCUGUCUGUAAUUGCUGCACUGCCGAAAGAGUGCUCUGAGCGCUUGGCUUUCCUCAAAAGCCCUCCGACGCGGUUCCGUUUUACGCUGUUGUCUGUGUGCCCCGCUUCGUCCUGGCCUUCCCUGCCGCUACGAUUGGGGAGAUUUCGUCCGCAAUCUGUGCUGAUCUGUGGCCGCUGUCGGUCCAUUCUCGCGCUGCGGAUUUGUGCAUGGAGAAACGCACAUGUGCAAGUCCCUUCGGCGACUCAUCCAUGUGUCUCUGUGCGUUUGUUCCAUGAGUUCGAAACCAACUGCGGCGGUAGGGUCGCUCGUCUCGCUUUUCCUGCGUGAGGGGAUCCGGAUUUCUGGAAUUGCGCCGCAUCCCUUGGAUGUGUAGAGGUGUAGAGGCCCAUCAGUCUAAAUAUACACAGACGAAGGCUUCCUCGUACCCCGAGAGAAACGUGACUACUGAGAGAGAGAAGCGUUCUGUCGAGGGACAUGCGUCUCUUCUAGAACUCACAGUCCUCACUCUUGAGCGACGGAGGUGCUAGGCAAGCAAGGCUGUGCAGCGCAGAAGUCUUUGUUCUUCGAUCCUGCAUAUUUCGAAACAGUGCCAUAUCUGGCGGGCCUCCUCUGGCCGCUUCCGUCUCAACCAUCUAUGCAGGAGGGCGGCAGAGGGGACAGGACCCCGCUGGUCGGGCCUAAAGGCGCCCAGGGGGCGGCCUUCAACGCCUCGAAGGCGCCGCAGCCAGGGUCUGAAAGUGGAGAGCUCAGCGAGAAGAAGAGCGAGAAGACAAACAUGGAGGAGAUAGUGAAAGGCAGAGAACCGGCGGCCCGGAGGCCCGAGGGGUGGGAGACAAGUCUCGACUGGGAAGAGUGGCAGGGCGACUGGCCCUUGCCCCUGCAUGCAGCUGCGGGCAGCAUUGCGGGGUUGAUGGAACACUUGGCUGUGUACCCGAUUGACACGAUCAAAACUCGAGCCCAAGCCCUGUGUAUGUCCCCGCCUCCACACCCCUCGGAGGCGUCGACAGACUGCACGCGAGGUGAGCAAAGAGAGCCGCGAACUUCUUGUCUUCGCGACGCGCAGCCUCGAGAGACUCCUGCCUCGCAAGGUCUCUCCAACAGGCCCUAUGCCGGGGACGGUGCCCGCUCUCUCUGGGGCGGCGGGACGGAGGGACGACUCGCCGCGGGUCCCGCCGAAGGGCGCGUGGCCCUCCAAAUGCCCCACAGUCCCCUUGAGCGGUUCUGUCCGCUUCGGCGAAACCCCCUGCCGCCCGUCGGACAGGGGCCUUGCCUUGGGCCUUCGCCGUUGUCCUCGCUGGCGUACUCGACGCCCGUGAAAAAUCCAGGGGAUCGGGGGACGGGUCUGCGCCCCUUAGUGACGGUCUCGAGGCCAUACGCCUCUUUCUCGCUGUCGCCAGGGGGCUCGUGGCCCGCGGUGGCUCUGCGAGAGGCGGGCCUGGGCCCCAGGGCGUUUGGGUGCAGCCCAGCUAGCCAGCAAGCCAGGCAGCGCGCGGUCCCUUCUUCCUCGGGGCUGCUGUUGACUGAAGUUUAUCAGCGGGGCGGAUCUUCAAGGCGCGUCGCAGAUGUUUUAAGAGGCGGCGAAGGCCAAGGUGCACUGGCCAGGGCUUUUAGAGAUCGUGGCAACUCGUCGGUCCCUGCGUGCAACGAUGUAGGUCACAUUCUCUCUGGCGCGCGUCAAAGACCAAUUGCUCGCUCUCUCGAGGAUGCGGUGGAGCGCAUGCGUUUCGCGUCGGUGUGUCCAAACCUGACCGGGGCGUCCGCUCGCGCUGUGGGUCCUGAUCGCGUCCGGGGCGUCCCGUCUUCCAGUUGCGUCGGCAUUGCACGACUCUUUCCGGCAUCCGGAUCGGCUGUCUCCCCUUUCUCCCGCUCUGCCUUCUCCCUUCAUUCUGUCUUCCCUCUCUCCGUGCCAACGUCCCUCCUGGCGCCGCCUCUCGGCGAGCGCGGCCAGGCCCCGCGGUUUCCCUGGCACUCCGCAGCCGCUCUGGAAGGACCUGGGGCCGGCGCGGUGUGGCGGAGACAGCUAGCGAUACUGGCCGGACCCGGCGACUCCCGCGGCUCCGGUGUCUCUGCCUCGCUGGUUCGGAAGACAGCGUGUCGCACGCAUGCGACCUUGGCGCCUAUUGCCGAAGAAGAGUUUCGCGUCUCGCGAGGGAGAUUCUCCAUAGUGUCCGCUGCGAAGUCGCUCUACGCAGAAGGGGGCAUUCCGCGCUUCUACCGAGGCGCCACAGCGGUCGCCUCGGGAUGCAUUCCUGCGCAUGCAUUCUACUUUCUUUCCUACGAGAGAAUGAAGCAGUUCUUCCUCGAGAAAAAGGAGCGAUUGUCGCUCCCAGAGGGGCGCGGCCCCGUCCCCAGCGAGACUGAAGACGCGGCGAUGAAGCGACGGAGAAGGUCAGACACAGCCGGCGGUGACGCCUCGAAUGGACCACACCAGAGAGAAAGCCCACUCAAGCCCCGGGACCCAGGCGACGUCCCUCCAGGUUCCGGGUGGGCCGACGGCUGGGUCGCCGUCGGCGACCGCCCUCGCGCCCCCGGAGGAGGCGCAUGCACUGGAGAGGCGGGUGCCCAGGUCGCAGCCGAGGGGGCGCAGCUUUCGCCGAUAGAGUCCCUCAUUUGCGGGGGGAUCGCGACACUCACGCACGACGUCAUCCUCACGCCGAUGGAUGUGAUUAAGCAGAGGCUUCAGCUUGGCUGCUACAAGAGUCCCUUGGACUGCCUACGGACGGUGCUCCAGGACGAAGGCGGGAUGGCGUUGUGUCGGAGCCUUCCGGCAACAGUGCUUUUGAAUGUGCCGUUCGGAGCGACUCUCGUCUGCGUGAACGAGUGGAUGAAGCAAGCCGUUCUGCCUCCCUGCGAAGGGGCCGAUCGCCGCAGCCACCUGCAUCUCUACUUCUUCUGCGCAGCCGUCAGCGGAGGCGUGGCGGGUCUCAUCUCGAAUCCUCUCGACGUCAUCAAAACAAGACUCCAAACUCAAGACUGCUAUCGCCAGCAGCAAGAGGCCGUGGCCCGACAAGCGCGUAUGCGGGUCUGUGGCCGGGCGGGAGGCUCUGACCGAGCACAGCAGCAUCGACCGGCUUGUGUCCAGAAAGCAUUCCUUCCACGCGUCACAAAAAAAUACAGUUCGCUGCAUAGUGCGGUCCGGACGAUUUUCAGAGAAGAGGGAUUUCGAGGUUUCUGGAGGGGCACCUCGACGAGGAUUGCGUUAAACACUCCAGCAACAGGCAUUUGUUGGGGCACUUACGAAACCGUCAAGUUCCUCUGGAAACGGUUCAACGUUGCAGAUGGGAAUAUGUGAACGCUCUCCCGAUUUGUGGGUUCCACGUCGACAGGGCCAAGCAACGGGUGUGCACGCGUGCACCCCGAUCGGGGUGUCUUUUCGUGUGCAUGCGUGUGUAACUUUCUAGUCAGCUCUCUGUAGACAGUGUGGCGACCGCGUUCGCAGCGCGGUGAUUUUGUCUGUCAGUUUCUUGCGUUGGCUCGAAACCCUAGCAGGAGAGCCUUUCGAGAGGUGCGGGUGGCUUUUGCAGCGGAUGCAUCUCUCGCGCUCGGUAGAUUUUGUCUAAGUAGAUCUGCGCCGCGUAACACAUCGCAGCGCACAACCCGAGUUCCUCUAGGCCGGCGACGUGACAGGCUUUCCUUCGUGUGUCAGUUUUAUGUUCGCGGGAAGAGCCCAAGGCUCGCUGUCCCUGUUUCUUGUGUCUUAGGAAGCGUAAAAUAGAGACUGUGUCGGCAGCUUGUGCCAAGAUAGCUUUCCUGUCGCGGUCGCGGGAUGGCUGAUCCGCACUCAGUGAAGCGCAGUCGGCUCGGUAGACGUCGGACUUCUCAGACUCGUCGAUAUCCACGUCGGUAACACGCCUUUUGUCCGUGCAGGAACGGAAACGAGACCGCAAAGUCUCACGGUCUGGUGCGGAAUGCAAACACAAGCAACAGACACAGAACGUCCUUCGGUUGACCCCAAAGAAAGAAAACUCAGGAUUCACAGCCAUCAAGCUAGGACUUGGUGGAGGAUGCAAUGUGGAGCCCAGAUGCGAAAUCAAGACUAGGGCGGAUCGGAACACACAUCACUAUUUUAGACCGGCUGGUACCGAAUACCAAGCCUUUACUGAUUAACUGAGUUAAAUCAUACAAGGGAAGCUGGAAUGCGGAACUGCACUGAGAAACGGGGACUUUCACCGGUACACCGGACUGUACUGGCAGUGAGUGGGACAGGUGGAACUAUGCCGUGUGCCUGAAAGGAAAGUGCGCAAUCACAGCGGUACCGUGAUAUUCGGUAAUCUUAUGUCCACGAUGGUGUCACUCAGAUCGAACAAACAGACACUGUAGUACCGAGGAUACUGAACAUAACAAAGAGUGUUUUUCGAGAGGGGGUCGCGUGUAUUCGAUGAACUGCGAGACGGUUCCGCGGUGACACGGAAGGCAGUAACGCAGACAUCAAAGCGAAAACAGAGAGUUGCAACUAUUGUUGAACCGUCUGAAGUAAGUGGAAGAAAAACAAGAGCAGCUGAGAGUUCUAAUGUUCGUGUAGUUCUCAGUUGGCAUUCGACGACGCUGGGCGGAAUCGGAAACGCAGCCGAACCGCAGGAACCUCGACUGUCAGACAUGGAAGCAGAAGGGGGAUUCUUUUUUUUUGUGGGGAUGUGACCACGCUUGUGUCACUACCAGCAAACACACAUGAAACAGUCAGCAGCCUCCGAAGUUAAUGUUCACACCUCGGAGAUAAUUAGCUACAUGUGUACGCGGUGUGUAAGAAUAGGCGGAAGACACCAA
Molecule: messenger RNA, 5744 nt
Organism: Toxoplasma gondii ME49
Lineage: Eukaryota; Apicomplexa; Conoidasida; Eucoccidiorida; Sarcocystidae
Product: carrier superfamily protein
Exons: 7
Coding region: 1615-4272 (885 amino acids)
Biological process (GO): iron import into the mitochondrion
Cellular component (GO): mitochondrial membrane
Molecular function (GO): ferrous iron transmembrane transporter activity
Source: RefSeq, a predicted model, not a curated record